UUGUUAAACCCUCGCUCGUUCCCCUCCAUCCAACUCCCUCAUCUCCCCGCUCCGAUGGAGCCGCCGCCGUCGCCGGCGAUACCCCGGGAGGCGUGGGAGGGCUGCAGCGUCCUACUCGACAUCAACGACGGCGACCGCCUCGCCUUCUUCCGCCUCACCCCCGCAGCGACGGUGAAGAUCGGGAACAAGACCUGCUCGCUGCAGCCGCUCGUGGGCCGCCCCUUUGGCUCCCUCUUCCGCGUCGGCGCCAAAGGACUCGUCCCCUGCGCUGCCGCCGCCGCCCCGUCUCGCGAUGAUAGCACGCGAGAUGGUGCUGAUGGCCAAGCGCAGGACGAAACUAGGGACAAUAGGUCUCUGGUUGAUAAUAACACAGCUCAAAAUUUAUCGAGCGAUGACAUAGAGGCAAUGAAGAGGGAUGGUGCAAGUGGUGAUGAGAUUGUGGAAGCUUUGAUAGCAAAUAGCUCCACAUUUGGAAAGAAGACUGUAUUUUCACAAGAGAAAUACAAGUUAAAUAAACAAAAGAAAUAUGCACCUAAAGUUCUUUUGCGACGCCCCUCUACCCGAAGCAUUUGUGAGACAUAUUUCAAGAAAAGUCCAGCUCGAAUAGGGUUUAUGCGAGUUGACACACUCUCUCUCUUGUUGUCUAUGGCAAAUAUUGGUGCAUAUUCAGAUGUGCUUGUGGUUGAUAUGGUUGGAGGUUUAGUUGUUGGAGCUGUUGCUGAGCGCUUAGGAGGUACAGGAUAUGUGUGCAGCACAUAUCUUGGCAAAGCACCCAGCUCCAUAGACAUUAUAAGAAUGUACAAUUUGAGCGGGGACAUGGCCAGCAGGAUUGUUCAGGCACCACUUAGCAACCUAUGCUUGUUGCAAAAUUCUGGUAAUACCCCUUCUGUUCUCAAUGGUAGCACUGAAGGGGAGGCAGUUGAACCGAUUGUAGUAUCUGCUGAGGAUACACAGUUAUCUCUGGCUCAGCAAGGUGACACAGCAGUAUCAGAUGAGAAGCCACAAUUAUCAACAGAACAACCAAUUGAUAUGGAGGUCUCUGAGCCUUCAUUGGAUGAACAUCCUGUUCAGGAUGUAAACUUUUCGUUAGAUUGCAAGGACAAUGAUGGUAAUUCAAUAGCUUCCAAAUCACUUAAACCCGGGAAGGCACCAUCACCAGAGAAGUUGGAAUAUUGGAAAGAACAUGGCUUUAGCAGUUUGAUUGUUGCUGCCCCGGGCCACGAGGUUGAAAGUUUGGUUGCUGAUCUGCUUCCACUAUUGUCUUAUUCAGCUCCAUUUGCUAUCUAUCAUCAGUAUCUUGAAACUCUUGCGACGUGCAUGCACAGCUUGCAAGUAUCAAAAAUGGCUAUUGGAUUGCAGAUUUCUGAACCCUGGCUUCGUGAAUACCAGGUCCUUCCAUCGCGCACUCAUCCACACAUGCAAAUGAAUGCAUUUGGUGGUUAUAUUUUGAGCGGCAUAAGAAUACAUAAUACAGAUUGUGUAAUAGAGAAAAAGUGAGUGAUCAAUAAGGCUUCCGUCCAUUGAGGAGAAGGAAAGCACACCAUUUUGUAUUUUUUGCGCUAGCUCAAAAGGUGGGCAAUUUUGUAGCCCAGAGAGCAGUCAACUUGCAUGUCGAAACCAAUAUGUGUUGUCAGAUAGAAGUAUGCGAAUCCUACAAGUUCAUGCAAUUAACAGUAGUUGGAGA
Messenger RNA from Phragmites australis (common reed), 1684 nucleotides. RefSeq lists its product as uncharacterized. Gene Ontology annotation, cellular component: tRNA (m1A) methyltransferase complex; nucleus. NCBI's taxonomy places the organism in Eukaryota, Viridiplantae, Streptophyta, Magnoliopsida, Poales, Poaceae. The transcript has 13 exons. Gene Ontology annotation, biological process: tRNA methylation. The record is from RefSeq and is a predicted model, not a curated record. Bases 55 to 1497 code for a protein of 480 amino acids.